Molecule: messenger RNA, 1527 nt
Organism: Fragaria vesca subsp. vesca
Lineage: Eukaryota; Viridiplantae; Streptophyta; Magnoliopsida; Rosales; Rosaceae
Product: protein kinase G11A-like
Exons: 1
Coding region: 1-1476 (491 amino acids)
Biological process (GO): protein phosphorylation
Cellular component (GO): cytoplasm; nucleus; plasma membrane
Molecular function (GO): ATP binding; protein serine/threonine kinase activity
Source: RefSeq, a predicted model, not a curated record
AUGGACGUCGAUUUGGACUACCCGUUGCCUAACGCCGAGUACGGCGAUCUCGACUUUAGCUUCACCUCAUGCACCACCGACCGCACCUUCGUCUCCUCCUCCAGCGCCCGCACUAGUUUAGCCCGCAGCAGCCUCACCCUCAGCUUCAACGAUCGCGACUCACGCCUAUCCUCCGCCACCGCAACAACAACAACCGCAACCGUUCCGAUAUUCUCACAGCACCACCGCAAAUCAGACCCGCAUUGGACGGCGAUAAAAGCGGCCACCAACAUGUCAUCCGACAAGCGACUCCACCUGCGACAUCUCAAGCUACUCCGCCACCUCGGCACCGGCGACCUCGGACGUGUCUUCCUCUGCCGCCUCCGCGACUAUGAUCAUUCCGACUCCACGUUCGCCCUCAAGGUUGUAGACCAUGCGGCCAUCCCGCCGAAGAAGCAGGCCCACGUGGAGACGGAGGCCGAGAUCCUCUCCUUGCUCGACCACCCUUUCCUCCCUACGCUCUACGCCCGCAUCGACGUCUCUCAUUACACGUGUCUCCUCAUCGACUACUGCCCCAACGGCGACCUCCAGACCCUCCUCAUGAAACAGCCCCACCGCCGCCUCCCCGUCAAACCCGCCAGGUUCUUCGCCGCCGAGGUCCUCGCCUCCCUCGAGUACCUCCACGCGCUCGGGAUCGUCUACCGCGACCUCAAACCAGAAAACGUCCUCCUCCGAGAGGACGGCCACAUCAUGCUCUCCGACUUCGACCUCUGCUUCAAAUCCGACGUUGUUCCGACCUUCCACCGCCGCCGCCGCCCCGUCAUCAAACCCCGAAAAACAAGGAGAGCCGGGAACUGUUUCGGAUCAAGGGAACGGGGACAAAACGAGGAGGAGGAAAUGGAGGCGGAGUUCGUGGCGGAGCCGACGGCGGCGUUUUCGAAGUCGUGCGUGGGGACCCACGAGUAUUUGGCGCCCGAACUCGUCGGCGGUCACGGUCACGGUAACGGCGUGGACUGGUGGGCGUUCGGGAUAUUCAUCUUCGAGCUGCUCUACGGGACGACGCCGUUUAAGGGCGGGAGUAAAGAAAGCACGUUAAGGAAUAUAGCGUUGGCUAACGGCGUCAGGUUCCACGUGGCGGAGGGAGAGGAGGAGGGGAUGAAGGAGGCGAGGGAUUUGAUAGAGGGACUGCUGGUGAGGGACCCGCAGAGAAGGCUAGGAUGCGCCAAGGGUGCUACUGAGAUCAAACGGCAUCCUUUUUUCAAUGGGAUCAAUUGGGCCUUGCUGAGAACUUAUAGGCCGCCGGAUGUUUAUGGGCUUAGGAAGAAGCCCAGUAAGACAAUCGCCGUCCCGGUUGGUGUUGCGCUUUCGGCCCACAAGAGGCGGCGGUGGUGGUGGAAGGGACUUGGUCAGCUUGUGAGGACUAGAAGUAACAAGAAGAACAGCCAGAGUAAUAGUAAUUACUAUCACUAUGUCAGUGAUAAAAUGGUGAAAAGUUAAAUGACAUGUGUAUUGAUCUUUUUGGUUGGGGAGAAACUAGGUUUGUUGUGG